AUGUCGGCUGCUUUGGGCGAAAUGUCCUCCUCUCCCGUGAUUAUCGAGACGCUCACAGAAGAGCGCAUUGAUGAUGUGGGUCGGAAAGUGAUCACAAAGAGAAAAAUCCAGAAAAAGCUCGUCGUUAAUCAAGUCUCUGAAAUUAUUGCGUCACGCCGGUCGUGGACCAAGUUCGGUGAAGCACGAUCCCAUCCACCAGGCCCAAAUACCAAAACAACGCUGCUUGGUGAGCCUGUUUUCCUAUACCUCGCUGCAGGCAAAGACUUUGAGCUUGAAGAGUCUGGCCAAUCCACCAUCCUAAAGCUGGAACAGUCCAAAUCCAUCACUUGUCGCUAUUGCGAGGGUUCUCACUGGACCAGGCAAUGUCCCUAUAAAGAUAGAUUUGUUGAAGCAGCGGAAGACUCGAAAUCUUCAAUCGAUUCCACUGCAAAGUCUCCAGCGUUUACUGCGCCAGAACUAGCUGGGCGUAAAUAUGUUGCACCAAGCCUUCGUUCAAAGGACUCUUCAUCAUCCAGCCAUAUUGCGUCAUCCCCUUGUUCCUCGUCCUCCGGUCCCGAGGUAUACACAGUCAGGGUAACAAAUUUGUCCGAAAAUACCACGGAAAACGAUCUUCGCGAACUGUUCCUGUGCGCCGGAACAAUUUCUCGUUUAUAUUUAUCCAAAGACCCGGCCACCAAUCUCUGCAAGGGCUAUGCGUUUGUGUCGUUCUAUAAAAAAUCCGAUGCUGAUCAGGCCAUUGCAAUGAUCAAUAACCAUGGAUAUGACAAUCUCAUUUUGAAAGUUGAGUUCGCCAAGUACAACUAA
Molecule: messenger RNA, 804 nt
Organism: Mitosporidium daphniae
Lineage: Eukaryota; Fungi; Microsporidia
Product: subunit G of eukaryotic translation initiation factor 3
Exons: 1
Coding region: 1-804 (267 amino acids)
Cellular component (GO): eukaryotic translation initiation factor 3 complex; cytoplasm
Molecular function (GO): RNA binding; translation initiation factor activity
Source: RefSeq, a predicted model, not a curated record